ACGAUUUUCAUAGCAAACAAGUUGGCAACGCCGUAAAAUUUAUAAUUUUUUCUAUCCCAAAAAAAUCGGAGUCACGCUGAAAAUAUUCUUUAUAAUUAUAAAAAUAAUUCAAUUUAAAUAAAAUUGAUAUACAUAUAAAGAAACAAAAUGGCUGAGGACUUUGAUGUGGAAGCCAUGCUGGAAGCACCAUACAUUAAAAGUAAUUCUACUAUUGGCAGUAGCGGCACCAGUGGUAGCGGACACGUCCAAGAAGACGACGUAUCUCAUAAAUAUGGAAAAUCCGAACAUCGGAACUCAGUAUCUGAAGCGAAUGGGCGACGUUACAAUAGAUCCAGAAGCCGAUCAGGGUCACGAGAUGAUGAAAGAAAAAAGGCCUCAAAUUCGGAUCGAGACAAAGGCAGGGUAAAAGAUAGGAACCGGUCAAAAGAUCGUGAACGUGAUCGUGAAAGGGAACGUAAAAGAUCUUCACGUGAUAGAGACCGUGAUCGUGACCGUGACCGCGAACAUCGUUCAAGAGAUCGCCGUAUUAGGAGUCGUUCACGUGAAAAUCAUCGCAGUAGGUCAAGAGACCGUAAGAGGAGUAGUUCAAGAUCUGUACGCAAAAGCAGUCGUUCUCGUGAUUACAGACGUAGUCGUUCUAAAGAUCGCCGAUCUAGGGAACGUCUUAGUCCCAUAAAAGAACGAGGAAACAGUCGAUCAUACAGACAAUCUCGCUCCCGCGAGAGAAGCAAGCGACGUACCAGUGGUUCACCACGGCCCUUUAGACGUGGCAGAACUCCACCAAAUGGAUUGGGUCCCGAUUGUUCACCUCAAACUGAACUUAGCCCAGAGGAACGCGAUGCUCGUACAGUUUUUUGUAUGCAACUUUCCCAACGUGUUCGUGCUCGUGAUCUUGAAGAGUUCUUUUCUAGUGUUGGAAAAGUAAGAGACGUUCGCUUAAUAACAUGCAAUAAGACAAAGCGCUUUAAGGGUAUUGCGUAUAUAGAAUUCAAAGACCCAGAAUCAGUAGCUCUCGCUUUAGGCCUAUCAGGACAAAGACUACUGGGAAUACCGAUCGUCGUUCAACAUACACAAGCUGAAAAAAAUAGAAUUGGGAAUACGGUACCGACGUUUACACCGAAAAAUCAUACUGGACCGAUGAGACUUUAUGUUGGAUCUUUACAUUUUAACAUAACUGAAGAUAUGCUGCGCGGCAUAUUUGAGCCAUUUGGAAAGAUUGACUCUAUUCAAUUAAUAAUGGAUAGUGAGACAGGACGUUCGAAAGGUUAUGGAUUUAUAACGUAUCACAACGCUGAAGAUGCAAAAAAGGCAUUGGAACAGCUAAAUGGAUUCGAGUUAGCAGGCCGUGCAAUGAAAGUAGGCAAUGUUACGGAGAGAUUAGACAUGAACACAACAUCACUUGAUACUGAUGAAAUGGAUCGAAGUGGUAUUGAUUUGGGGGCUACUGGUCGCUUACAAUUAAUGUUUAAAUUAGCCGAAGGCGCAGGCUUAGCCGUCCCUCAAGCAGCUGCCAAUGCUUUACUUGCAACUGCUCCGCAACCAGCGCCCGUACAAACUCAAGCACAAAAUCCCCCCAUUGCUACACAAUGUUUUAUGUUAUCAAACAUGUUUGAUCCACGUACGGAAACCAAUCCAACCUGGGAUACAGAGAUACAAGACGAUGUUAUUGAUGAAUGCUCCAAGCAUGGUGGUCUUUUGCACAUAUUCGUAGAUAAAAUUUCGCCGUCUGGCAAUGUUUAUGUCAAAUGUCCUAGCAUAACAACCGCUGUUUUAGCUGUAAAUGCAUUACAUGGAAGGUGGUUUGCGGGCCGUGUAAUUGCUGCAGCUUAUGUUCCACUGCUGAACUAUCACUCUAUGUUUCCGGAUGCGAUCACUGCUGUUAAUGUUCUGACUUCUAAUAGAAAGACAAAUGAAUAAACAUAACUAAAAAAAUGAAGUACACUCUAUAGAACCCCUUUUAUUAUUUUUAAUUUGGUAGUGGGCAUUCAAUAAACAUGCUCCCAUUCCUGCUUCUUUUUUAUUAAAUUAAGAGUUUCCUAAUAUUAUCAUUAACAUCAAAGACAUGACUUUAUGUUUUAAAAUGUUAUUUUCGAUAUAUUCUAAAAAUAUAUGUAAUAUAACAAUAAAAAAUGUUUUGCUUUA
Messenger RNA from Lucilia cuprina (Australian sheep blowfly), 2142 nucleotides. It is a transcript of the gene Caper, whose product is annotated as RNA-binding protein 39. Lineage: Eukaryota; Metazoa; Arthropoda; Insecta; Diptera; Calliphoridae. Gene Ontology annotation, biological process: mRNA processing. Gene Ontology annotation, molecular function: RNA binding. Gene Ontology annotation, cellular component: nucleus. The transcript has 6 exons. The record is from RefSeq and is a predicted model, not a curated record. Bases 148 to 1917 code for a protein of 589 amino acids.